Molecule: messenger RNA, 6385 nt
Organism: Gopherus evgoodei (Goodes thornscrub tortoise)
Lineage: Eukaryota; Metazoa; Chordata; Testudines; Testudinidae
Exons: 15
Coding region: 204-4190 (1328 amino acids)
Biological process (GO): SCF-dependent proteasomal ubiquitin-dependent protein catabolic process
Cellular component (GO): SCF ubiquitin ligase complex
Molecular function (GO): protein binding
Source: RefSeq, a predicted model, not a curated record
CGCUCCCGGGGCCCUGCCCGGGCUCUCGCCCCGCGCUCUGCUGGUCUGUGGACCGAGGUGACUCGCCCAGCCCGAGCGGACCUUCCCGCUCCCGCAUAAAUAACUCUCGGGUGGCCCGGCCCGCCGGAGAGGCCGCGCCGCAGACAGAGCCCGAAGCUCCCCCCGGGAGUCAGCAGGUCGGCGCCGUGAGCACUGCAGACAAGAUGGAGCAUUUAUCUGAAAAAGCAGCUGAACGGCUCCAUACUGAAAUCAUUAAUGAAAGGGACACACCUCGCACCCGUGACCUCAAGCUCUUAAGGGCCAAGCGCUUAGCUUACUAUGAAAGGUGUGGAAGGACAAAGAUUUACUCUUGUGGUACUGAUAAUAAACCAAUUUCAUCAGCUUCCAGAGGAACAGUUUUACAUUCUGCAGUGAGCACUAAAGAAGAAGAAAAUCAGACUUCCACAUUAAGUGGCUCUCAGCAACCUAAUGAUGCAACAAAUGGAAGGAAACUUUUAAUUCAGAGAUCAUCUGGAGUAACCCAUCAAGGAAAAGAACAAGAAACAAUUAUCACAAAUCCAGAAACACAUAGCAAAUAUAUGAGCCAGACCUGUAUUUCAGAAUUAGAUCAUAGACUACUUGAGGAUCUGACUGUUCCAGAGACACACAAACUCCAGCAUGUUAUGAGUUGGGCACAAUUGGUCCUUAGUAAAUCUCAGCAAGCUGCUCAUAUGCUGAAAUGUUCACAGUUAUCUCAAGGACUUAUUUUGCCUCAAGGCAAUGAAAGUGAAAUAGGACUAAAUAAGGAGAAGAAAGAAACCAGAAGCUCAUCUAGUUCUUUAUCACCAUUGACAGAUGAUUUUAAUCCCAAUGCACAUGCUAAUAUUUGCAAGAGUUCCAUCUUUUCUUCAAUCUCUGAAGUUAACUCAGGGCAUACAGAGAAGUGCAUUUCUCUUGAUCCUUUAAGAGAUAAAACAUUACCUCCUGAAAACAAAUAUUUCUAUAACAUUCAGAGUAAUAAUAAUAAUCAGAGAAAGACAAUUAGGAUCAAGAGAGAAAGAAGGGACCCUGAGAUCUCCCCAUGUAUUUUGGGCCAGCUUGCACUUGCUGAUGAAACCUGGAACAGCAAAGAAAAAUCAAAUGUUCAAAAUAUAGGUGAGAAAGAUAUGUGGUCAGAGAUGUGCAGUGUCCAGCCACAACCUCAAGUUGUGUGUAAAACUGACAAUUAUUCAAGUAAAACUGCAGAGGCUCCACGUGAAGAUCCUAGUACUUAUUUUUGGGCUCCCCUAGUUGAUAGUUCAGAUGAGGAAUGCACAGACAGAAUUGUGAAAACAAAGAGAUCAGAUAGGUCUGGUGCUGAGAUCAAGGAGCACAAAAAAUCUUCACACAGCAUAUUUUCGCUUAAAGAAAAAAAUAUAAAAUAUUUGAGUUCUGGUGUGCUGGGAGGUAGUAUUGCUUCCAUGAGGAAGAUGCACAGCAAUGGAAAAUGGUCCGUGGGAGAAAAGCUCAUAUUGGAGAACAAAGAAAACUGUAAACACAAGGAUUUCAACUUAGCCUUAAAGGCUCGUGGCUGCAGUGAAGGAAAGCUUAUUGCAGAUAGCAUCAAGGGGGAGGCUGAAAACAGAUGUAUCCCCUUCUCUAGUGAAUCUGAGGUUGAAAAUGAUGAAUUGGAAAAUCUGGUGGUAGAUUUUACACCUCUGAAGAGAGACACUGAUCAGAGUAAUGAAUCAAGAUUCAAGGAUAUGGAAGACUCAGAUUCCUCUGUUGAAGCGAGAAAAUGGAUUGGAGGAGAGCAAACAGACAGUAUCUUCAGUAGCACAAGUUUUGACAAUAGUAUGAGUAAAGGAAAUAACUACAAGAGAGCUCAGAAAGAAAUAGAGCUAAAAUGCUCUAAGAAAGAUCCAGCCAUGCAAAGUAGCAAUCCUUUGCUGAAUUCAUUAGUGAAUCCUCCGGAACACACUUUUAAAGUUUGCCCUGACUGUGAAAGUCUCAGUUAUCCAGAUAUGACUUGGUGCAGUGGCUGUGGUUGUGUUUUAUUAGGUGUAUUAACACAGUCUAGUAAAGACAAUAUGGAACAUAAAUCCAGAGUAUUCCUAGGAGAUGUGACUGACAAGCAGAAGGAUGUUUUCAGUGAAAUCAUCAAAUCUUCACAAGUUUCAGAAAGCAGCUCAGAGGAAUUCCCCAGACUAAGAGAAAGAAGUGAUUAUUGCCAAAUGAUAUGCUGGGAUGAUAAGCCACUGUUAUAUUCAGACUGUGAUAUUAGUGUUUUGGAUAAAUAUUAUUUUUAUUUGGAUCAGUUAAAUAAGGCUAGAUGUCUUCAUCCCAAAGGGAGAAACCAGCCAUUUUCUUUGCAAGAAUACCUUGGAUACUCUAAAGAGGAAAAGAUCGCCAGACAUCUUCAGAGUAAGGUGAUUGAGCAAGAGGAGACUGAAGAAACUCACAGUGAUUCUGGAGCUACUAAACUAAGCUCUGUUAAUAACAUAAAUCCUGAUGCCAUAGAGCAAGAGAACAGCCAUCUUGAAGAACAGGACACAUCUGAAACUUUUAUGAAACUUUUGGAUGAUCUUGAGUUGAAUAGUAAAACAGAGCAUAAAAAAAGCAAAGUUUCAAUAGAUAGGAAACUCUCAGAAACCAAAAGCAUUAGGACAAAACUGACUGGAUCUAAGAGGUAUUGGGAGAAAUCCAGCAUUGCGUGGUCCUCUUACACACAUGGAGAACUGAAGCCAAGAUCACAGUGUGUACAAAGACCAGUCUCAGCUGAUGUAGGCAAGAAGAUGGCCUAUAUAUCUCAAAAUAUUCAGCCUUCAAGUUGUGUCAAUUCUAGACAGAUAAAGGCACAUCCUCUCCCAAAACCUAUGACAUCUGCAAAAGCUCAGCAGAAAUCACCUAAUUAUCAAGCCACAUCAGUAGCUUUUGUGAAGACUGCUAAUGCUUGCACUGACUCCAAGCAACCUUGCAAAAGUACAUUUCAAGGUUUUGAGGAAACAGUAAAUUGGGAUAAUAAAUGUGAGAGUGACCUCUCAGUUUGGCUGCUUCUUCCUGAUGAACUGUGGCUAUGCAUCUUCUCAUUGUUUUCCCAUAAAGAGCUUUCUCAGGUUGCUCAAGUCUGCCACCGUUUCCACCAGCUUGCGAGGGAUGAGUCCUUUUGGAGGCAGAUUCAGAUUUUAGACUGCCAUUGCUUAAAUGAUGAGUGGCUGAUCCACCUGGGACUACACCAUCCCCAGUGUUUCACUCUUUACCAUUGCCAUGAUGAAACACAGAGCAUUACUCAUAAGGGGUUAAUGAAGUUCUUUCAGCACUGCAGAGACUCUCUUAAGGAAUUGAACAUAAUAAGCUGCAGUGGUCCAAGGUUGCGAGGGGACACAAUUCUUCUCCAUGCAAGCACCUUUUGCAGCCAGCUGACAUCUGUGGAUAUAAGCUGGACGGGGGCUACUGAUUUAGGGGUCAUUGCUCUAGCAGAAGCUUCUUUAAGCCUCCAGGGCCUUUCUGCUAAUGGAUGCCAGCUGACAGAUGAUGCUAUAAAUGCCUUGAUUGAAAAGCAUGGGAAAAGUCUCAGUAAACUAGAAAUAUUUGGCUGCCAUGCUCUUACUACCAAGUGCCUGGGUUUCAUGGCUAGAGAGUGUCCAAAUCUGGAGACGCUGAACAUUGGCAGAGUCCCCAAGGUUACUGAUGUCUGCUUGGCGAAGAUAGUCAAUUGUUUGAAAAAGCUAACUACCCUCAAUAUAACUGGGCUCAAUGUGGUAAGAGACCGUGUUGUCCACUUUAUUGUAACACAGUGUCCUAAACUGGAGUGUCUGGUUCUCAGCUCCUGCUCCCAAGUGACUGAUACAAGCCUAGUGGAAAUUAGCACCUACCUGCGAACAAUCAGGUAUCUUGAUGUUAGUGGCUGUAAAAGGGUGACUGAUGUAGGAAUUCAAGCUUUGGCAGGGAGCUGCCGCCAGCUUUAUUAUCUUGAUCUGAGCUCUACAGGAACAAGCAAGAGGGGGGUCUGCUUGUUGGCCAGCUUCUGCCAUAUCAGUUUGGAAUGUGUGAAGUUCAGUUUCUGCAAGGAUAUCACUCUGGAGGCAGUUAAAAAACUCUGCAAAAACAGUAAAAGGUUGAAGUUGCUUCAUCUCUAUGGCUGCCACAUCACUGAUCUGGAGUCCAUUAAAGAAAUCAAUAAAACAGUGCAAGUGUAUCAUGACCUCUGUUUCCCACCUGCUAACAUUUAGUUGAAUGGGGAACUCUGCCUAUUGCUAUGGACACCUUGGCUUGUAAAUAUGCGAAGGUGAUGCUAUAUCAGUUAGUCUUGUACAUAUUUUUAAUUGUAAUCUCAGCACGGGGUUGGGAACCAUGAAUUCCUGAACUGUAAGCUUGACACUGACUCCGUUUCUAGUUUUGCCCAAGUCACUUACCUUCCUCGCAGGGGUGUUGUGAAGAUAAUGCAUGUGAGACAUUUUUAAGAUGAGAAAUACAAUUCACAUGCUAACUAUUACUAAAUGUAUUACCUUUGCUAUUUGAUUGGAAAGAAUAAAAACGUGGGUCAAAAAUCAGCAGUGAUGUCAAUGGUGGUCAGCAGGAGUAAGCUCCAGUGUAAAAAAAAUGUUUGCAGUUGGCAAAGGAGUGUAACUUGCAGUGGCUGUGCACACUGAAUGAUAUACACCACUGUGUAUUCUGUGGGGAACAACUUUCAAAACUUGUGUAAGCAGCUUCAAAUCCCAUUGAAGUGACUAGAAAAAAGAAGGGAAAGGGAAGAAGGCCACCAAAAUGGGGAAAACAGCAUAGGCUGAAGUCCUCCCUCCACAACUAUUGUAUACUACAAAUCACAUACCUCCAUCGUAACUCUGCAUUCCUAAGGAUGCCAAUCUUUCAUCAUCUCCCUUACCAAACACACCUCUCCCAGCAGAUUAAACUUCCACUAUUAAUAGUAGCAAGAGGGGGUAGUGUGGUAAAGAGAUAUGUAUGUCGAAGAGAAUUGUGAGGAGGGGCAGAGUUAAGGUUGUGCUAUUUUUCUUCUGUGUGCUUGUGCAUGGAGGAUUACAGGGUAUGUACUACUGCUCAACUUUUAACUUUGUUUUUCUGGAGUUGUGAUGGCUAUGUUAUGUGAGCACAAACAUUUAGUUGUUUCACAACAAGAUUUUUUGUGCAUGUGCUACUGUUUCCUGUUGCACUCAUUAAUCUGCUUGCUGCUUUGCAAACAAAUGGCACAGCUCUGGCCCAAAGAGCUUAAACUGUCAAAAGACAAAACAAACAGGGAACAACAAACAGGUAAUGUGACCACAUACUGACUGGUCACAGGCUAACGAAGUUUUAAUGGCAGAAUAUAUAUUUACACACACAAACAACUACAUUAAAAGAACAUUAUCAAGAUUGCAAAGCUAAGUACUAAAAAAUUAGGAAAUGCCAGAAUUAAGGUUGCCUGUGCAAUUAAUAGUUAUCAAAGUUCCUGUUUGCUCUGGACCAUGCUGGGUCCAGGACCUGAAAGGAUAUCAGGGAGAUUCUCUCUCCUGUGCUGUAAAUGACCCUGCUGCUGUGGCCAGGCAGUGGGAGGAGAAAGCUGCCUGAUUGGAAGGUAAAGAGCACAAAAGUUGGUUCAGUGGUGGGGGCAAGGAACAAGGAGCCUGGAAUAGAGGCUGGCAGUGAGGUGGAGAGGGAAACUGGGACUGGAUGCUGGGGUAGUGGGGGAGGCAAUCUGGGAGACUGGAACUGGCUAGGCAAAGAGACAGGGUCUAGGAACUGGGGGAAGACUGGGACUGGCAACCUUAAUUAGGAUGCCCUUGUACAUGCCACUGAGAAGAGAAUUUAGCCCCAGGAACUCUGUUUAAAUAAGUCUCUUCUCCUCUUUCCCCUUCCUGUUAGGCAAUGUAAUAUGACAACAGAUAAUAUCACAACUGUAGCCAAAAUUAGUGGGAUCCUCAUUUCUCCUUAUAAUGUAAAUGAUUAACUUAUUUGAUAUGUAGUGGAAAAACACACAAUUUAACACUUCAGAGUGAUAUUGUUUUAUACUGAGUUUGAAGUGUGUGCAACAUAGCACCAGUGAAACUGAUUUUAUGUCAUGUACACUUCAGGUCCUAUUCAAACAGAAUAUUUUAGGUUGUGAUAUUAUGUUAGGUAUUCUGUAUUCACACACAGGCUCACACAGCAUGAUUUCAUACCCUGCUACUGUCCUAUUCAACCAUAAAUUUUCUGGUGCUGAAACUGGUUUUGAAGUGUGGUUUGAGUUAUAAUUUGUAGUUGGGUGAAAGUAAGCUGGUAUGAGCUGGUACGGCGUACUGGUAAAAAGUGUCUGCCAGUACUGGCCUGUACGCAGCUGACGUUAAAGUGCUGCUACAGCAACGGACCCUGCUUAAAGCGCUUCCAUGGCAGCGCUUUAAUGUUGUUGCCCUUUUUGUGCCCCUUGGGCCACUGAUGGGGGCGGAAGGGGCAA